UUUACCAGCUGCCUCACCAAACUUCAUUUCAUAUAUAAACUUUAUAAUUCAAUCUUCCUUUUGAUCCAAAAUUUCCCAACAAAUUAUUGGUAAGUUUUUGUUUGUUACAUUUAAUUUUCAUACAAUAUAUAGGUUUUGAUCUUCAUUUUUCAGAUCAUAAUCAUAAAUAUAAAGAGCUAUGGUUUGGAAAUUAUGGAAAAAGAAGGCAAUUUUAGCCAAAUUUGAGAUAAUUGAUUAUCCAAUUUUGGUCCAACCAUUUUAUGCAAUUUCCAUCACUCUUCUUAGCCUUUUGUUACCUCUAUCCUUCUUGCUCUUAGCAAGGCUAUCAAGUGCUCAAUAUCUCUUGUCAUUAGCCUCGAUUUCGCCUCCCAAAACCUUAAUCUUCUCUCUUUUUCUCAACACUAAUCCAAACCUAAUACAUGCCCUAGUGUCCAUGAUUAGCUUAGCGGCCUUAAUCCACGCGUUAACGGGCCGGAUUAGUCUAAUUACCGAGCUCCCGGGCCCUAUUUUUAGGCCACGUGUCCACGCGGCGUGGAUCUUCCUAUGUACCUUACAAGUGUGUGUUGGGCUAGGGAUUGAGGCCACUAUUAAGGCAGGAGUUGAUGGGGCUGGAUUCGGUGAUGAGAGGUCCAUGUUGAGUAAGUUGGUUUUCUUUUUGGGCCUACAUGAGACCAUGAUCCAUUGGUCUAGGACCAUAGUCAGGCCCGUCGUGGACGACACGAUAUUCGGUAAGGCCCGUCAAGAGAGGUUGCCCGAGAGGUGGGCCCUCGCCGCUUGUUUCGGGGCGUUGUCGUGGUGGCGGUUGAGGGAUGAGGUUGAGUCCUUGGUGGUUGUAGUGGAGGUUAAGAGGGAAAUGAUGAUCAAAGUUGGGUUAGGUGAUUUUCUUGGGUUGUGGUUGUAUUAUUUGACCGUUGCAAUUGGGAUGGCUAGAAUUAUUAAGACAAUUUUAUGGUUUGGUUUGACCAUUUUUAGAAAGAAGGUAAUAGAUCAUCAAGAUUCUAAUAUUGAAUUCAUUAGAGAGGAUGAAGAUAAAGUUUGAUGUAAGUCAAUUGUUUUUCAGACUACAUUUUUUUUUUUUUUAAUUUUGAGAUAAUUUUUUAUAUCCCCUUUAUAUAUCUGCGGGAAGUUGUUCACCUUGUAUAAUGUAUUACACCGAGAAGCUGUAAAUGUAUUAUAAAUGAAGUAAUACAAAUGCAAUUAUACCUUGAUUUCAA
Messenger RNA from Spinacia oleracea (spinach), 1214 nucleotides. RefSeq lists its product as uncharacterized. NCBI's taxonomy places the organism in Eukaryota, Viridiplantae, Streptophyta, Magnoliopsida, Caryophyllales, Amaranthaceae. Bases 179 to 1039 code for a protein of 286 amino acids. The transcript has a single exon. The record is from RefSeq and is a predicted model, not a curated record.